Didymodactylos carnosus is the source of this 363-nucleotide messenger RNA. Lineage: Eukaryota; Metazoa; Rotifera; Eurotatoria; Philodinida; Philodinidae. The record is from the annotation of a GenBank genome assembly.
AUGGAGCUAAUCGAACAAUUUUCACAAGGUCAGCAAAAACGACAACGAUGUGGAAAAGCUGAUAUUAAACUGAGUAUGUAUCGUCCACCACUACCAACUGCCGCUGUGGACCAAUCCCUACCACUCUCAAAAACAAAUACUGAAUUUAUGUGGUUUCAAUUAUUGAUUAAUCUAAAACGUUUGACAACAGGUGGUUCAUCUGAAUUAGCCGAAUUUGCCAGACAACAAUUAAUUGACGUAUGUAAACGACAUUAUCAAGAUAAUCCAGUUCAUUACGUCUUAUUGAUGAAUUUGAAAGAACAUAUUGUCCAACAUCAUCCAUUCGUUGGUAUACACGUGAGUCAUUUAUUUAUCGCCUUCUGA